AUGGCAAACAAGGGGAACAAGAAACGUCGGCAGUUUUCCCUAGAGGAGAAAAUGAAAGUUAUGGAAGCUGUAGAUUCAGGCAAGAGGAAAGGUGAUGUGGCAAAAGAAUUCGGUAUCACUCCUUCUACUUUGUCUGCAUUCUUAAAGGAUCGUGCCAAAUUUGAAGAAAAAGUGCGGGAGGCAUCAGUGGGACCCCAGCGGAAGAGAAUGAGGAAUGCUCUCUAUGAUGACAUUGAUAAGGCUGUUUUUGCUUGGUUUCAAGAAAUCCAUGCCAAAAACAUUCUCGUGACUGGUUCUGUCAUUCGGAAAAAGGCACUAAACCUGGCCAACAUGCUUGGCUAUGACAAUUUUCAAGCAAGUGUGGGCUGGCUGAACAGAUUUAGAGAUCGCCAUGGAAUUGCUUUGAAAGCAGUCUGUAGAGAGGAUAGUGACAGGUUAAUGAAUGGUCUAGGAAUAGAUAAAGUUAAUGAGUGGCAUGCGGGGGAAAUUAUAAAACUGAUUGCUGACUACAGCCCAGAUGAUAUCUUUAAUGCUGAUGAAACAGGAGUAUUUUUCAAGUUGCUUCCCCAGCACACACUUGCUGCUAAAGGGGACCAUUGUAGAGGAGGCAAGAAAGCAAAACAGCGGUUGACAGCACUCUUUUGUUGCAAUGCUUCAGGGACUGAAAAAAUGAGACCAUUGAUUAUCGGUAGGUCGGCUAGCCCACGCUGUCUCAAGAAUGUCCAUUCUCUCCCUUGUGAUUACCGAGCCAAUCAGUGGGCAUGGAUAACAAGGGAUCUGUUUAAUGAGUGGCUGAUGCAAGUGGAUGCCAGGAUGAAGCGGGCAGAACGCCGGAUACUCCUGCUCAUUGACAACUGCUCUGCUCACAACAUGCUCCCACACUUGGAAAGGAUUCAGGUUGGGUAUCUACCCUCAAACUGUACUGCUGUCCUGCAGCCACUGAAUCUUGGCAUAAUUCACGCCAUGAAAGUGCUGUAUAGGAGUCACCUUCUAAAACAGAUCCUCCUGAAGCUCAACAGCAGUGAGGAUCAAGAAAAGGUGGACAUUAAGCAGGCCAUUGACAUGAUUGCUGCAGCAUGGUGGUCAGUCAAGCAGUCCACAGUGGUGAAAUGUUGGCAGAAGGCAGGCAUCAUCCCUGUGGAAUUUACAGAUUCUGGCACAGAAGCAGCAGCCAGUGAACUAGACAUUGCCAUUGAAAAGUUGUGGCACUCAGUGGCUAUUGCCACCUGCAUCCCAAAUGAAGUAAAUUUCCAGGACUUUGUCACUGCAGAUGAUGAUCUCAUCAUCUGCCAGGAGCUGAUGGACACAGAGAUUAUGCAGGGCAUGGUGGCUGGGGAAAAUACCGUUGAAGCUGGAAGUGAAGAUGAAGGACAGGUAUCUUUACCAGAGCAGCCAAAAAUCACCAUCAUAGAGGCAAUCUCAAGUGUACAGAAACUUAGACAGUUUCUUUCCACUUGUGUAGGUGUUCCUGAUGUCAUUUUUGGACAGCUAAAUGGCAUAGAUGAAUAUUUAAUGAAAAAAUUGACACAAACUCUUGUUGAUUCCAAAAUUACAGACAUUCUGCAAACAAAAUAAUGUAGAAAUUAACCGGCUCUUUUACUUUAGAAAAUAUAGUUUACUACAACCAAAUACACACAUGAAGGAAAAAAAACAAGCAAAUGUAAUUUACAAUAAUAAAGAUUUCUUUA
Messenger RNA from Galeopterus variegatus (Sunda flying lemur), 1688 nucleotides. RefSeq names its product tigger transposable element derived 6 (gene TIGD6). The record is from RefSeq and is a predicted model, not a curated record. Lineage: Eukaryota; Metazoa; Chordata; Mammalia; Dermoptera; Cynocephalidae. Gene Ontology annotation, cellular component: nucleus. Gene Ontology annotation, molecular function: DNA binding. The coding region runs from base 1 to 1575 and encodes 524 amino acids. The transcript has a single exon.